Messenger RNA from Hyphopichia burtonii NRRL Y-1933, 1170 nucleotides. RefSeq lists its product as uncharacterized. The transcript has a single exon. NCBI's taxonomy places the organism in Eukaryota, Fungi, Ascomycota, Pichiomycetes, Serinales, Debaryomycetaceae. Bases 367 to 768 code for a protein of 133 amino acids. The record is from RefSeq and is a predicted model, not a curated record.
GGGUUUAAAAAUUUCACAUACUUUAUUUUACCAAUUUUCAAAAAUGUGUAAACAUCCUUAUAACAAAAAUCUUUUGGAUACUUUGAAAAUAGCCAGUCUUAGAUCACACUUGUAGGCUAUUGCCCAGUAUCUUUUAUUCUUAACCGAAGGUGGCUAUGAUACUAUUGAAGUACACGGUGACCUAUUGCUUAAAUAUAUCUCUUCUCGAAGAACGGUACAUGGGAGAGACACAGGCCAGUUCAUAAGAGUGGGAAGCAUGAAAAAAAUUCGAAAUGCAAUGAUAUUCCUUAGAAAGAUUUGGGCUAUCAAGUCAAAGAUGUUACUGACCGGAAAGUUGGAGAUCAAAAAUUCGAUCAAUUGAAGGUUAUGCCAAAUUCAGAAUUAAUAGAGCAACACAUCAAAUCUUGUGAGCUAGGUGAAGAAGUUGCUAUAAAAGAUGAUAUUAACGACUAUUCCGAUCUUAUUGAUAUUUUAGUCUUCAUUCCUAAGGAAAUGAAGGAAAUGUUUAUAAAGCUUCACCAGCAGUCAACACGGCGGUCUUCGAAUCCUUAUGAAUUACAUAAUAACAUGAACUCAAUAAUUGAAAUAUUAUUAGGUGAAUAUCUUCUUAUUAGAGGAAUGGAUAAAAGGGUAUUAAGCUUCCGGGACAUUAAAUAUGAUAAAGGCAAGUUAAACCAGCCAGAUGUGUUAAAGUUUAGGUUGACCGAGUCAAAGGCACAAUCGUCUUCUGUCGUCUUCUCAAAAAUACUCUCAAAUAUCUUGCGCUAGACAUAAAGAUCCAUUGGUUUGUCUAGUUGGUGCUAUUGCAAUGAAUUAUUGGUUCAGACUUGAAUUCAAUGACGAGCUCUUACAAGGAACAGUGAGGCCAGAUUUUACAAAUCCUCAUUCGUACUAUCCCAUCAAGUUACUUUAUUCUCUGCAGUCUAGACAAACGAACCAGAUUAGUCCCACUCAUGAGAUCAAGUUGAAUGAGGAUGCAUUGUCGCUAAUUUGUAAGACUUCUAAAAUCAAGUCUCAUUUAGGGCGUCAUCAAGGGUCCCGUAAAGCAGAUAGAGCUAAUGUUCCUGAGCUUCAGAUAGAAAGACAACGUGGAUGGUCAACUAGAACGAUUUCGGCAAAUUAUUUAGAACGGUCGUCCUCACAGUUCAUUAAAGCAAUGGCUGGGUUCGA